UUCCUUCGUUUUGUAUGAGUGUUGCAUGAUCAUGGACAGUUCUAAGAAAGGUGGAACUAUUGGUUUCUCAGAGCUGCUCAGUCUCGUUGCUCUCGUUAUUUCUUGCUUUUGCGAUGCAACCUCGGAAGCUGCUUGCCUUGGAAGUGAGAGACAAGCUCUUCUGAGGUUCACACAAGACCUAACGGAUACUUCAUCCCGGCUUGCCUCUUGGAGCAAUGGGGGGGAUUGUUGUGACUGGACCGGAGUGGUAUGCGACAACUUAACUGGUCACGUCCUUGAGCUUCACCUCGGAAAUAUCCAUGAUCCUAAUGAUGAUGUUGUCGUUCCAGGCAAGGCUUUCGAGCUUUCAAGAUUGAGUGGUAAGAUAAAUUCCUCUUUGCUCGAUUUGAAGCAUUUGCAGUACUUGGACCUGAGUGGCAACAAUUUUGGAGGACAAAUUCCUGGAUUCCUUGGUUCCUUACAGAAUCUAAGAUAUCUCAACCUCUCUACAGCUGGAUUUGAGGGACGGAUUCCUCCUCAACUUGGAAACCUCACAAAUCUGCAGUAUCUUGAUCUCCAUGAUCUUUUAUCUGCAUUUCUGUACGCAGAGAAUCUUCAAUGGCUUACCAGUCUUGCGCAGCUGCAACACCUUGAUUUGAGUGGCGUAAGUCUCAGCAAAGCCUCUGACUGGUUACAGGUGACAAAUGCGCUCCCUUCCUUGAUUGUCUUACGCCUAUCAUAUUGCCAACUUGAUCCUGUUCCUCCACUAAAAAAUGUUAAUUUUUCAUCUCUGGGCACUCUUGAUCUUUCCUACAAUGAAUUUAGCAACUCCUUCAUUUAUAGCUGGAUUUUUGGCCUUAAUUCCUUGGUUUCACUUGAUCUCAGUCAUAAUAGUUUUCAAGGUCAUUUCCCAGAUGGUCUAAGAAACAUGAGCUCUCUCAGAUAUCUCAGCUUAGCAAGUAACCAAUUCAAUUCAUCAAUACCCAAUUGGUUGUACAGUUUCAACCAUCUUCAGGACCUCGAUCUUGGAUCCAAUAACUUGCAAGGCAGAAUCUCAGAGGAUGUUGGAAACUUGACUUCGGCCAUAAGCCUCGACUUUGGAUACAGUAAUCUUGAAGGAGCAGCGUUAAGAUCCUUGGGAAACCUUUGCAGCUUGAGAAGUCUCUCUCUGUCUGGUAUCAACUUGAGUCAAGACGUAUCAGAAGUCUUAGAAUCUCUGUCAGGAUGCCUCUCCGAUAGACUUGAGUCAUUGUUUCUCGCUAAAUGUGAACUUUCCGGUCAUCUUACCAAUCAACUUGGUCGAUUCAAAAAUCUACAUGACCUUUACAUGGCGAGAAAUUCUAUUUCUGGUCCGAUUCCAGACUCAUUAAGAUUACUUACCUCCUUGAGAGCCGUGGAUCUAUCUGAAAAUCAAUUGAACGGGACUUUUCCUGAAUGGCUUGGACAGCUUAGAGAAUUGGAAGUUUUAUGGAUUGGUGAAAAUUCGCUACACGGUGUCGUUUCUGAGGUUCACUUUUCUAAUGUCAACAGACUGAGGUUACUUCAGGCUUCCGGAAAUCGAUUGAGUUUGAAAGCAAGUCCUGGUUGGAUUCCCCCUUUCCAACUUGGGGUUAUAGCUUUGUCAUCGUGGAAUUUAGGGCCGAGCUUUCCCCAUUGGCUUCGCUUCCAAAAGGAUUUUGUGUUUCUGGACAUAUCUGUUGCAGGGAUUGUUGAUACACUUCCGGACUGGUUUUGGAAUUUGUCUUCUCAGUUCUUUUAUAUGAAUCUUUCUCACAAUCAAAUCCAAGGGAGAGUUCCGGGGAUACUCAGCACAAUUCCUCCUCUUGGUUAUCCUUCAUCUAUUGAUCUGAAUUCUAAUUUCUUUGAGGGUUCAUUACCCUGUUUGCCCUCGAAUGUAGGCACACUAGAUCUUUCAAACAAUUCUUUUUCAGGGCCCAUUUCUCCCUUCUUGUGUUGCAACAUGGAGGAACCAAAGAGCUUGGGAAAUCUUCGUUUGGCGGACAAUCAUUUAUCAGGACCAAUUCCCGAUUGUUGGAUGAAUUGGCCAAACUUGAUUUCCAUUGAUUUAAAAAACAAUAAUCUAAGUGGUAGCCUUCCAAGGUCCAUGGGUUCUUUAAGCCUUCUUCAGUCUUUGCACCUACGCAAGAACAACAUUUCUGGAGUUUUGCCACUGUCGCUGCAAAAUUGUUCGUCGUUGUUGGCUCUUGACCUCAGUGAAAAUAAAAUUGAGGGGAGCAUACCUAGUUGGAUUGGUGAAAAGCUGUCCAAGAUCAUGAUUGUUGGCCUUCGUGCAAAUAAUUUUCAAGGUGACAUUCCUCAUAAGCUCUGUGCUCUUGGUUAUCUUACAAUUUUAGACCUGGCACAUAACAAUCUAUCGGGAAACAUACCAAAAUGUUUCACUAAUUUCAGUGCCAUGGCCAGUAAACGGAACUCAAGUGACCCCAUUUCUUAUGCUUUUGGUCAUUUUAAAAACUCCAUAGAGACGACUUUAGUGGUGAUCAAGGGAAUAUUGCUUGAAUAUAGUAGCACCCUUCGACUUGUCACAAGCAUGGACCUUUCAGACAACAAUUUAUCUGGUGAAAUUCCUGUGGAAAUUACUAGUCUUUUGGGUCUGAGAUCUCUUAACCUGUCUACAAAUCUUUUGACCGGAAGGAUUCCUGAGACAAUAGGCAAAAUGGGGUCAUUAGAAUCCGUUGACUUUUCAUUCAACCAACUCUCGGGUGCAAUUCCUUCAAGCAUAUCAAAUUUGACUUUCCUGAGUUACUUGAACGUGGCUUACAACAAUUUGACAGGAAAAAUCCCAUUAAGCACUCAACUCCAAAGUUUUGAUGCAUCAAACUUUGCUGGAAACGAUCUUUGUGGACCUCCACUCACAGAUAACUGCAGCAUAAAUGCUGUUAUACCCGGUGCUGAAAACAAAGAGAAAACAGGAGAUGGGCUUGAAGUGGAUUGGUUUUGGUUCUCUGUCAGUAUGGCACUUGGAUUUAUUAUUGCAUUUUGGAGUUUUACCGGUCCUCUGCUGUUUAAGAGAUCAUGGAGAUGCGCCUACUUCCGUAUGCUGGAUAACAUGGGUAAGAAGAUUCAGGGUGUUUUCGCCAAUAAUUGCUUGACUCAGAGAAGCUAAUGAUCAUUAUGUCCCUGCAUAUGGUGUUAUUUGUUGCAAUGUUUUCUCCUCUUUGUAUGCGUCACGUACGAACUGUUGGUUCGGGGAUGUUACUUGAAAUGUGAAAGUAACAGACCUGCAUCUUGUUUUGUUUCCUACCCUGAAUGGUGAACUAUUGGUUCUCUCCGUUUUGAAUAUAUACUCAA
Theobroma umbraticum is the source of this 3288-nucleotide messenger RNA. RefSeq names its product receptor-like protein EIX2. Gene Ontology annotation, molecular function: protein binding. The record is from RefSeq and is a predicted model, not a curated record. Lineage: Eukaryota; Viridiplantae; Streptophyta; Magnoliopsida; Malvales; Malvaceae.